AUGCCCUCGCUCCUCUCCCUGCCCGUAGAGACAAUCGACCUCAUAGCGUUCUACGUCGCCUGUCCGACUCGAGACGGCCUUCCCAGCUCCCUUUUACCCUUCAUUCUCACCUGCCGCGCCAUUGGCAACUACCUCCAUGAAUCCCAUGCCGUUUAUCGCCAAAUAUUCAUCUACAAGUACAGUUACGGUGCUGUCAGUCGCCGUGCAUUCGAACUAACGUCGCGGGACUUGAAGCACCAGCUGUGCUGUUAUCGCAAGACGCUUCGGUUCAUUCUUGAGCGACGGGGACUGGAUGGGGAGCACGAGCUGAGGAGCACGUAUGACGUCGAUGUUUCCGACGUUCUCUGGAUCGUGUAUUUUAUGUGCCUCGACGACGAUGGCUACAAUCUGCGGCAGCUAACCGCGGUAGGCGCGUACGAGUGGAUCCACGACUUCGUGACCCUGCGCCUAUAUGACGGAGCAAGCGAUAACGGCGGCUGGCCGCUCGACAACUAUGUGAAUGCAUUGGCAUUAUGGAUCUUCUGGAGACUUUCCACAAAAUUGUCGUUGCUUUCCGAAACAGACGAGAUGUCCGAACAUAUCAUUCAAUUGAUUCUACCUUUCGUUACGGUACCUUUUCGGUACGCCUCUGCCUUUGCACCGCCGAACCACUUUGUCCUACCCCUCCACUCCAAAGCCUAUAACUUUUCCAGCACAUCAUCUCGAGUCCCUUCUCGCACACGGGCUCAUUUCCUCUCUGUGACUACACCCCACGGCCCUUAUCCAGUGUACCUUUCUCCUUCUCGUGUCUGGUCACAGGUUCAUUUCUCACGGCGUAUCAGUUUAACGUGUCCCCUUGUCACUACCGCUGCUAAACUCCUCUUCUUCUCACGCAGGGAGCUGUAUCCAUUUGGCAUGAACUAUAGCCUUCCUAGGAACAGGUCUGAGGCUAUAGCCAGAGGCCUAGGCGGACAGAUUACCCCGACGCAGGAGGACAUCGAAGAGAUGAAUCUGCACCGUCUCGGUGGCCCCGACGGUAAGUAUGGGGGCACGAAGCUUCCGACGGUCGCUCCAGAUUCCUCGGACGAGGUGCCAGACAUAAGCAAGGCCUACGAUUCGGAGUGGUACAGACUUCGGCUCUGCACGGAUGCGUGGGCUGAUGAUCUUGGUGACGAUGAUGAGACCUGGCGGCGAGCCAAGUUGGACAAACGGAUGAGAGUCAAGACUGCGGCCCAUGAGGUACGCGAGCUCAGAUUUCGUCAAGCCGAGAUGUACGUCUUGGGAUCCCUCACCGGUUUGUGGGCCGGUCGUAUGGCUGUAGGUUAUUUCCCCAAUUGCCUUAGAUCAUUCUCAUCGAGUUCCCCGCUCCAGAUACCUGGCGAACAUCAACUAUUGCAGCUCUUGAUCGCGAACCAAAAUAUCGCCCAACAACCUCAAAACGACAACCCGGUACCGUUGCCCCAGGGGUUUAGCGAGGAUUACCUCGGGCUCAUAAGCGCGCCUGUAUAUAUGCGCCUACGAGAGCACGUAUCUUAUGCGGGCGGAGAUAUCAUUCCUAUUAAUGCAGAGGGACUUGUACCCUUGUGUUACGAGGACGCCGAGGAGGAAGAGGAUAACAUGGACGAGGACGACGCGGAGAGCCUUUAUGAUGUGGAAAUGGCUAGUGAGAGCGAGCUGGAGGACGACGAUAUACCCGUGGACGAGGAGCAAGACCGACCCGAGAUCGACGGGCAAUAUCUCCUUGACGAAUUUGAUCAAGGCAUGCGUAACGCUUAUUUCCCCGAAAGUGUCGCUUUCCAAGACACUGCUGACGGGAAUGGUAUACGGGUGACGGCUCGGGAGCAGGAAUACGUGUACGAAAAUUGGAAUGGAAGCGAGUCGAAGACGAAGACAAAAGGGAGGUUUCAUGACCGAGAGACAUGCAUGGGUUGUGCGAUGCGGGAGAAGCAGGCGAGGAAACGGCGGGAAGCGGGUGCUGAUGCGGCAGUAAACGAUGAGGAUGCGCCUCUGGAUAAUGUUCCUUUUCCGCCGUGCACCGGUGUACAGGAUGUGAUCAUUACGGGAAAGACUGACGAUAGGCAUGGUCAAGCGUGGAAUCAUUACACGUAUUAUGGCCGGGUCAGGCGUUGGGAUGGGAUGAUUGGCAUUCUUAGGGUCGCGCGCGACCGCCGUUUGGGGAACUUGUUCUUCUAUGGAUACAUUGUCGAUGGGAAGAAUUUUGUUGGGAAUUGGAGGAUAACGCAUGAAGACCCCGGUAUGCCAGCCUGGGAGGGUCCAUUCACGCUCUCGAAGGUGAUGGAGAAUAACGCUUGA
Messenger RNA from Desarmillaria tabescens, 2292 nucleotides. RefSeq lists its product as uncharacterized. NCBI's taxonomy places the organism in Eukaryota, Fungi, Basidiomycota, Agaricomycetes, Agaricales, Physalacriaceae. The coding region runs from base 1 to 2292 and encodes 763 amino acids. The record is from RefSeq and is a predicted model, not a curated record. The transcript has 3 exons.